Molecule: messenger RNA, 795 nt
Organism: Clonostachys rhizophaga
Lineage: Eukaryota; Fungi; Ascomycota; Sordariomycetes; Hypocreales; Bionectriaceae
Source: the annotation of a GenBank genome assembly
AUGAUCAAUUUCAGCAGACUCUUCAUUUCCGUUGCCCUCCUUUUCGGAGUGGUCUUGGUCCUCUUCUCUCACAACGUUGAGGCUGCCAAGGGCCCCAAGAUCACCAAGAAGGUGUACUUCGACAUCAAGCACGGCGAUGAGGAGCUCGGCCGCGUUGUCUUUGGCCUCUACGGCGGCACUGUCCCCGAGACCGCUGAGAACUUCCGAGCUCUUGCCACUGGCGAGAAGGGCUUUGGUUAUGAAGGAUCUACCUUCCACCGAGUCAUCAAGGACUUCAUGAUCCAGGGCGGUGACUUCACCAACCACGACGGCACUGGUGGCAAAUCCAUCUACGGCAACAAGUUCAAGGACGAGAACUUCAAGCUCAAGCACACCAAGCCUGGUCUGCUCUCCAUGGCCAACGCCGGCAAGGACACCAAUGGCUCCCAGUUCUUCAUCACCACUGUCAUCACCUCUUGGCUCGACGGCCGACACGUUGUCUUCGGCGAAGUCCUCGAGGGCUAUGACAUUGUCGACAAGAUCCAGAAGGUCGAGACCUCUCGAGGCGAUAAGCCCGCCAAGCCUGUCACGAUCGCCAAGAGCGGCGAGCUGGAAGUUCCUCCUGAAGAAUUCCAAGACGAUGAAACGGAAGUAGUCAAGCCACCUAUCGUGCUAGAGGCGCCAAAGAGCGGAUACACCGGCACCCAGACAAUCCUCUUCCUGGGCAUUGUCUUCGCCGCGGUCAUGUUCUUCAUCCAGCACCAGAAGCGCCAGACCAAGGUUGUCGAUGAGAAGUCAAGAGGCUUGAUUGCUUAA